GGUCUCGUGGGCCGUGUGUGCACAAGAGAGAGUGAUCUUAAGGAAGGGGUGUGUUUAUGAGAAAUUGUGUGUGUGUGUGUGUGUGUGUGUGUGUGUGUGUGUGUGUGUGUGUGUGUGUGUGUGUGUGUGUGUGUGUGUGUGUGUGUGUGUGUUUACACAGACGGGAAUACUGCGCCAGAGGAAGUGCGCCGGUUCUCCGUGUGUGGGUCCCGACUUCCUGCUCACAGGCAGGGGAGAGAAGAGCUGCGGAUCCGCUUUCAGACGUCAGCGGCGGCAGCAGCAUGGAGCCCCGACACAACACACUCUCCUUGAUUUAAAUCACAAAUACACACACACGCACGGGCAGACGGACCGAGGAGCAGCGGCCGUCCACAUCAGGCAUUAGCUUCCACCAAAGCACCUGACUGGAAAACGAGAAGAAAAUCAAAGGCUACAGACAGGCAGACAGACGCUUGCAGACAGCCAGUGGUUUCCAGGUAAACACAUCGGUUAGACUUGCGCUUGUCUUGGCACAAGGUCACUGACCACAUCCUGCUUUAUCGCCAUGGGAACGUUUGAAAACCAGCCAGCUGGUUGGCCAUCUUCCUCUCUCGCUUUUCUCUGUCUUCAACUAGAGUCACACACUGAUGCAGUGACGUUCAUCCUCGCCUGUGUCCCUCCCUGAGCGUGACAUCAUUCCAGCGUCUCUGGCGUCAUCUGGUCAUGGAGAGCUCCGUCACACUCUGGCAGUUCCUGCUGCAGCUGCUGCUCGACCAGAGUCACAAACACCUCAUCUGCUGGACGUCCCAUGACGGCGAGUUCAAGCUCCUCAAGUCUGAGGAAGUGGCCAAACUGUGGGGGCUGCGCAAGAACAAGACCAACAUGAACUACGACAAGCUAAGCCGAGCCCUGCGCUACUACUAUGACAAAAACAUUAUCAAAAAGGUGAUCGGCCAGAAGUUUGUCUACAAGUUCGUUUCUUUCCCAGAGAUUUUGAAAAUGGAUCCAGUGAUGGUGGAGUCGGGCCGUAGCGCUGAGGAAAGCAGGGGUGCAACAUCAGAACCUGAGGCUGAAGAUGAGGAAGUGGGCGGGAGGAACCGAUACCUCCACUCUGGCCUGUACUCCUCCUUCGCCGUCAGCUCUCUACACUCCCUAGAACCACAGUGGCCCAUCAAGACGGAGCCCAGGUCGGACCGGCCCGAGGACAGUACCUCUGUUAUCCGAUUCAUAUCCAACCGCGGUCGCUCCCCCUUCCCCUCAACCCCUCCCCCGUCCUCAUCUGAGGCGACCGACCCCUCCAGGGCGUCUCCACAGCAGGGUUGCUCGAACUCCUGCUCCUCCUCUCCGCCUCAAAGCCCCACCCACGUACAACAGGCGGCACAGGGUCACCCUCUGGACGGUGAUGAGUUUGAGUGGAGCGCUCAACCCCUAAACCUAUCGUCAGGUCAGAGGGAGAGGGCACAGAGGACAACCACGCCAGAGAGGAGGGGAUUAGCCAGUGGCGCUCAUUCAAAGGGAAAGAAGCCUAAAGGCCUGGACAUCUCCUCCUCCCCCUCUUCUUCCUCCUCCCUCCUCCUGACAGGAAGUGACCUCGUCUCCAUUGCCCUUAACAGCCCGGCGCUGCCCUCAGGCUCCCUGACGCCUGCCUUCUUCAGCGCACAGACUCCAUCUGGUCUGCUGCUCGCUCACAGUCCUCUGCUGUCCAAUAUUCACUUCUGGUCCAACCUGAGUCCGGUGGGACCGCUCAGCCCUGCCCAGCUGCAGAGCCAUGCCCCCCUAUUCCAGUUCCCCACGCUGUUGAAUGGACCCAUCCCGGUGCCUUUGCCCAAAGCGGAUGCUCCGGCUCCCUUACUCUUGUCCCCCAGCUCCCAAAAGUCCUGAUGCCUGCCUGAAACCCAAACCUAGUGCAAAGAAAAAAAACUGAAUGGACUAAUUGUCUGGCCUCCAGAAAAAUCAAGACUGGGUGAAAUGCAAUGAUGAUGCGUCACUAAGUACGUCUGACGUCUGGCAGAAAUCUCAAAAGUUAUAUGAAAGUGAAUUCAUUUGGGCUUUAACAAGUUUCAUCAACAAGGAAACAUUCAUCAUCAACAAUCAGUGGAAAUACUGUACUGUGAUUUACUGGUGAUAACAGGCAGAGUUUUAAGCAAGACCUGGACUUGGCCACUGUUUCCUUUCCACUUCCUUCCUCCUGCAAAGCCUUACUUUAGUUUUACUGCACAUGCUUUUUUAAUAUAAUCAUAUGCUUCCUAUGUCUACCAUCACAAAAAUAUCCUUUUCUGUUUCUGGACAUCAUUUAGACUUGGUCUUGGACUUACUAUUAACUUGAAUGGAGAUUAAUGCAUAUAAACUUAUAUAUAAAGCUUAAUUUAGUUUAAAGAAACAGGAAACAGCCAUAAAAAGACAGAAUAAAGCCUGUUAGAUGAAAGUUGAUGAACUUAACACAAAAUUAAUUAUUAAUAAUUAAUUUUUAAUAAUUAAGUUUUUUAAGGCCAGCUAUUCAGCACAUAACCACAGGGUAUAGUUUCAUAUUUAAUGCACAGAUUUAGGGAUGGUGUCAAUCCAUUAAUCACUCACUCAUAAACCGCUUGGUCCUCGUAUGGGUUGCGGCCAACGUAACUGGAACUAAUGGUGCUACAUCUUUUACAGUUCGAUAACUAAGGCAGGUAGAUGAUUAGGCUGUAAGGUCCUUCUAAUAGACGAAAUCUCCACAUAGGACUUUAGGGUUCCUAAUACUUAGCUUUGUCAUUCAUCAGUCUCUAAUUUUGUUUUUUUCAAUGAAUAAGACACUGGAGGUCUUACCUGUUUUUCUUUUAAGAUUUGAUCAGAGCUAUACUCAACAUGUGGACACGAGAUGAAAACCUUCCCCGACUCCUAGCAGGAAACCUGCUAGCUAGUGCUAAAUGCCCUGGAGGUCCUUUUUUCUGUAUUUUAUAUUGCUUUAAUGAUUAUACUUGACGCUGUGAACUUUUUACCUUUUUUAAAAUUUUUGUUUGUUUAAAAUGAGGCUCCACUCAAAUAAGCUUCGUACCAUCUGUGCCUUAGAUAUUGUAAAUGUAUUAAGCUUUCCCACCGAGAUUGCACUAAAGUUCUUCAUAAGA
Molecule: messenger RNA, 3077 nt
Organism: Betta splendens (Siamese fighting fish)
Lineage: Eukaryota; Metazoa; Chordata; Actinopteri; Anabantiformes; Osphronemidae
Product: ETS domain-containing protein Elk-3-like
Exons: 6
Coding region: 703-1860 (385 amino acids)
Biological process (GO): regulation of transcription by RNA polymerase II; cell differentiation
Cellular component (GO): nucleus
Molecular function (GO): sequence-specific DNA binding; DNA-binding transcription factor activity, RNA polymerase II-specific
Source: RefSeq, a predicted model, not a curated record